This is a messenger RNA of Aegilops tauschii subsp. strangulata, 663 nucleotides long. The record is from RefSeq and is a predicted model, not a curated record. NCBI's taxonomy places the organism in Eukaryota, Viridiplantae, Streptophyta, Magnoliopsida, Poales, Poaceae.
AUGGCUUGGAGCCGGGCCGAGGCCGCCGCCGCAGAGAGCAAUAAGGAGGCCAGUGAAGCCACGACGGCUCUUGACAUGGCGCUGGCCGACGCAGCAUCCGCCGAGGAGUGCUGCAAUAAGGCGGAGGCUGGGCUGAAAGCUCUCCGCGAGGAGCAGGAUGCCCACGGCCAACUACUUCAGCAGCGAGAGGAGGAUAUCAAGGCCCAUGAAGCUACACUCACUGAUCGCUCGCUGCGCUCCAUCUGCGGGGGAGGGUACGAAGAGCUGCUGGCGACCCCUGAGGACGGCUUCGUCAGGCUUUUGCCCAAGCUUGUUAAGGCGCUUGAGGACGUCGCCGCUGGAGUGGACUCCUGGGUGGAGGGGGAGUGCCGCUCACUCUUCACUGCGGCCGCGACGCACGUCUUCAGCCACCUCCACCUCCGGGACCCAGGCUUUGACCUCAGCGCACCGAUCGAGCUAGUGGCUCUUGAGUCCCGCACCACUGCCGCUGAGGCCAUGAAGGAGCAGGUGAACGCCCUACUAGGGAAGUUCCUUUGCGUCUCUGACCCCGAAGCCGUGAGGGAAGAGGCCAGCGGCAGCGAAGAUGGAGGCAGCAUCAUCGAUGAUGGGCUUCCCAAGGCGAGCGGCAGCGGCGGCCAAGGCGACGGUGGCCCUUCUUCCUAG